Carya illinoinensis is the source of this 3223-nucleotide messenger RNA. RefSeq names its product potassium channel KAT1-like. Gene Ontology annotation, cellular component: membrane. Gene Ontology annotation, molecular function: voltage-gated potassium channel activity; protein binding. Bases 770 to 3133 code for a protein of 787 amino acids. The transcript has 11 exons. The record is from RefSeq and is a predicted model, not a curated record. NCBI's taxonomy places the organism in Eukaryota, Viridiplantae, Streptophyta, Magnoliopsida, Fagales, Juglandaceae. Gene Ontology annotation, biological process: potassium ion transport; transmembrane transport.
AACCCCAAGCUAGCUUGGCAGGCACUUUACAAAGAAGAAGAUGAGAGUUAUAAUAUAGAUCUUGAGAAAGUUUUGCCUCAAAGUGUCCCUUCCUCUAAAGAAACCUCCUAUUGGUCCACGCCACAUGGCAUCCAUAUAAGUAGAGCCCUCGGUUUUACUAUGGUUGUCCGGUCCAUAUAUAUUUGGUUUUUGAAAUGAUAACACUAUAUAUUUUCAUUCAAAUCUAUCCCUGCAGUAGUACUACUUCACAGCCUUGUCUAUAUAUCUAUCAUUCACAACUCCACAUGUACAGAUCAUGAUGGAGUUCCCACCACCACCACCACCACCAAUAACACUACCCACAAGCACCAUUUCCAUUUUCUUUUGCUCUCUCUCUCUUCGGGAACGAUCCUCUGCAACUGCAUUACAGAAAGUCUCUCAUAUAUGCCACUGGGACAGCUUGUGUUCUUAUAUCAUCUGCUUCUUGUUCAAACCCAAUGGAAAGUUCCAGUUUCACCUUUUGACUACUUUUCUAACCAAUCCUUAAUUUCGCACUAACUGCAUAUAUAUAUAUACAUAUAUAUAAAUAUAUGCAUACGUUUCCUUCAUUUAUAGUCCUUCCAAAUAUGUCACGAGCAUAGGAAGAAAAAGAAGAAAGAAAAGGCGAAAAGAAGUCUUUAACCCGUGUCACCAACUUCACUAUUUAUAACCGUUCCCGGCGGAUCACUUACCUCUGCCGAUUUUUUUAACACUGUACUGUAUUGUGGCCUUAGAGGAAUUUCAAAAACACAUGUCGCUUUCCUGCUCAAAAAACUUCUUCAACAGGUUCUGUUUCGAGGAGUUUCAUAUGGAGAGUGCUGUUAGUAGCAGCUUCUUCUCCAGUGAUCUCUUGCCAUCCCUUGGAGCUAGAAUCAACCAGGCAACUACACUUCGAAAAUGCAUAGUUUCGCCUUUCAGUCCCCGUUAUAGGGCUUGGGAGAUGUUACUUGUUGUUUUAGUCAUUUACUCGGCCUGGAUUUGCCCAUUCGAGUUUGCAUUUCUGCCUUACAAGCAAGACGCACUCUUCAUCUUUGACAACAUUGUCAAUGGCUUCUUUGCCAUUGACAUCAUUCUCACCUUCUUUGUUGCAUAUCUCGACAACCAAUCUUAUCUUCUUGUCGAUGACCCGAAGAAAAUUGCAGUCAGGUACAUAUCUACCUGGUUUGUCUUCGAUGUCUGUUCCACGGCACCAUUUCAGUCUAUCAGCCUCCUGUUUACAAAUAAAAGCGGCGAACUUGGGUUUACACUACUCAACAUGCUCAGACUCUGGCGUCUAAGACGAGUCAGCUCCCUGUUUGCAAGACUUGAGAAGGACAUCCGCUUCAAUUAUUUCUGGACUCGGUGCAUAAAGCUCAUUUCUGUGACCCUGUUCGCUGUACACUUUGCUGGAUGCGUAAAUUAUCUGAUUGCAGACAGAUACCCUGAUCCAAAAAGAACCUGGAUUGGUGCAGUAAACCCAAAUUUCAAAGAAGUUGGUCUUUGGGACCGAUACGUAACUGCUAUUUACUGGUCUAUCACGACAUUGACAACUACGGGAUACGGGGAUUUGCAUGCUGAAAACACCAGAGAGAUGAUGUUCGAUAUCUUUUACAUGCUGUUCAACUUGGGAUUGACAUCUUACCUCAUUGGCAACAUGACAAACCUUGUCGUUCACUGGACAAGCCGCACUAGAAACUUCAGAGAUUCAGUCAGAGCUGCCUCAGAAUUUGCAGCACGAAAUCACUUGCCUCCAAGCAUACAGGAUCAGAUGCUUUCCCACAUAUGUCUGAAGUUCAAAACAGAAGGAAUGAAUCAACAAGAUACCUUAAAUGGUCUACCAAAGGCUAUUCGUUCAAGCAUCGCACACUAUCUUUUCUUCCCCAUCGUUGAAAAAGUGUCUCUCUUUCAAGGGGUUUCUCAUGACUUUCUUUUCCAACUGGUUUCAGAAAUGGAGGCGGAGUAUUUUCCACCCAAGGAAGAUGUAAUUCUGCAGAAUGAGGCACCAACAGAUCUUUAUAUACUUGUCUCAGGCGUGGUGAAAUUCCUUUGCCAUACUGAUGGGCGUGAUAAAGAUCUUGGAAAGGCAGUUGCAGGAGAUUCGUUUGGAGAGUUUGGAGUCCUAUGUUAUCGGCCGCAGCCUUUCUCAGUUCGGACGAUUGAGAUUUCUCAAAUCCUACGACUCAACAGAACUUCACUGAUGAAUGCGAUACAAGCAAAGGCAGAGGAUGGACGCAUUAUUAUGAACAACCUUUUCCAGAAACUGAAGGGGCAGGAAAGCUUAGGCUUUGAAUACGCACACAAGUACCCGGGACUUUUCCUCAGAGAAUGGUUUAAUGGGGAACCAAUUGAAGAAAGCUUGUCACCUUCAGGAUGUCAGGAUAAUUCAUACGAAGAUCUACCGAUGCAGGAAGCAAGGGACGUAUGUUUCUCAGGAUUGGAGACUGCAGAGCAGAGCGAAACAGGGAAAUGCCCAAUGGUUGCGAGAUAUGCAACAGACGUAAAUUUGAUGGCCGAGGAUGAUCAGACAGCUCUUCAUGCUGCGGUUCGCAGGGGGCAUCUUGAGAUGGUUAAGAUUCUAUUGGAAGGAGGUGCUAAUGUAAACAAACAAGAUGGCAGAGGAUGGACACCAAAAGCUCUAGCGGAACAGCAAGAAAACAAGAGCAUAUAUGAGCUUUUACUGAGUUAUGAACAUAGAAGGAAACCAGAUGAACACAGAAUAGAUUUAAUUGGGUUGGAAUCAGCUGACAAUGGCUUGUAUAGCCAAAACAAACACAGAAGACAAGGCCCUCAAUCUGUUAACAACAACUUGAAAAUUGACUCGGCUAGUUCCUGCUCAAGCGGAUUUAGUUGUCCCACUAACACAGAAGUGAUCAAAUUGAUGAAAAAGAGAGUCACCAUCCACAUGAAGCUUCAACCCGAUGGUACAUCUCAGAGGCAGCCUGGGAAGUUAAUAAUCUUACCCGAUUCGAUUGAGAAGCUGCUCAAAAUAGCCGGUGAGAAGUUUGGAGGCCCCCCACCAACAAAAGUCAUUAAUGCAGAGAAUGCAGAAAUAGAUGAUAUAAAUGUAAUUCGAGAUGGUGACCAUCUGUAUCUCCUUCAUAACGAGUGUGAAAAGAUGGACUGCGAAUUGACCUAAUGGUUACUUAAGGCAAUAAUGCAACAUUCAGAUAACUUGUAACUUUUAGACAAGGCAAUCUAUAAUGAUCUAGCAACAAGAAUUUGGCUA